AUGGAAACAGAAAAAACAUACUCCCUCGGCUACAGUCCCGCAGUAGUCAACCGGCACUCUCUCCGCCGCGCCUCAACCUGCUGUUCCUAUUUCCUCCCACACCUAACCCCCACAUCCCGGGUCCUCGAUCUAGGUUGUGGACCCGGCUCUAUCACAACAGACAUCGCCUCACUUAUACCCUCGGGCUCCAUCACCGGUCUCGACGCCGGAACAUCAGUAAUCGAGAUUGCCAAUGCGAAAGCCAAGGAGCUGGGAUUGAAAAAUUGUGAUUUUCAAGUAGGUGAUGUGAUGAAGAUAACUUUUGAGGAUGAGACUUUCGAUGUGGUGUAUACGCAUCAAUUACUUAUUCAUUUGCCGGAUCCGGUGCAGGCGAUGAGGGAAAUGAAGAGAGUGUGUAAGAGUGGGGGAUUGGUGGCGUGUAGGGAGAGUGAUAUGGGAGAUGCUGUGUUUUAUCCUUCUAUGGCUGGCUUGAAGAGAUCGGUGGAGAUUAUGGAGGCGAUGAUUAUUGAGAAGGGAUCGCAGCCUCGUGCGGGAAAUUUCUUGGGGAAGUGGGCUAGGGAUGCGGGGUUCGAAGAGGAGAAGGUGGUGGAGAGUUAUAGUUAUUUGAUGCAGCCGAGUUGGAAGAAUUCGCUGAUGACUGGUGAUGUUGGCGAGAAUGCGGUGAGGUUGGGGGUUGUGGGAAGUAAAGAGGAAGUUGAAGACAUGAUUGCGGAGUGGGAUACUUGGGAAAAGACGGAAGGAUGCUGGUGGAAGACAGGGUGUGGUGAGGUUGUUUGUUGGAAAACGUGA
This is a messenger RNA of Sclerotinia sclerotiorum 1980 UF-70, 789 nucleotides long. RefSeq lists its product as hypothetical. Bases 1 to 789 code for a protein of 262 amino acids. Gene Ontology annotation, molecular function: sterol 24-C-methyltransferase activity. Lineage: Eukaryota; Fungi; Ascomycota; Leotiomycetes; Helotiales; Sclerotiniaceae. Gene Ontology annotation, biological process: sterol biosynthetic process. The record is from RefSeq and is a predicted model, not a curated record. The transcript has a single exon. Gene Ontology annotation, cellular component: endoplasmic reticulum.